UCCGCUGGGCAGCAGCGCCGCGGGGAGUCCGGGCUGCUCCGGGGCUGCGAUGAGAUAGAGCCGGCGGCGGAGCGAGGAGCCCCGCGGAGGAGGGCGGGGGGCGGCGGAGAGCGACGCGACCCCCGGCCGCCCGCGGGUCGUAUGUUCAGGUCCAAACGCUCAGGGCUGGUGCGGCGACUUUGGAGGAGCCGCGUCAUUCCGGACAGGGACGGCGGAGAUGGGAGCGGCGAGGCGGCGCCGCGCGGGGACCCCAUGGAGCAGCGGCGCGGGGCCCGGCUCCGCACCCCCGGCUCCGCGCCGGAGAGCGACGGCCGGACCGUGACCUGCUGCCUGUUCUCGGAGCGGGAGCCGGGCGGACCGCAGCCUCCCCCCGCCGCCGCCCCCGGCCCCGACGGCGCGGCCGACGGCGGCUCCCCGGAGCGGCGGGGCCGGGAGGCGCGGGCGCGGCUGCUGCUGCUGGAGCAGGAGCUGAAGGCCGUCACCUACUCGCUGCUGAAGCGGCUGAAGGAGCGCUCGCUGGACAGCCUGCUGGAGGCGGUGGAGUCCCGCGGGGGGAUGCCCGGCGGCUGCGUCCUGGUGGCCCGCACCGAGGUGCGCCUGGGGGGCCUGGCGGCGCCCCCGCACCUCCUCCUGGGCAAGCUGUUCCGCUGGCCCGACCUGCAGCACCCCGCCGAGCUGAAGCCCCUCUGCGAGUGCCAGAGCUUCGGCGUGGCCGACGGACCCACGGUCUGCUGCAACCCCUACCACUUCAGCCGCCUCUGUGGGCCAGAGUCUCCACCACCUCCCUACUCUCGGCUGUCUCCUAAUGAUGAGCAAAAGCCACUGGAUCUAUCAGAUUCCACGUUGUCUUACACUGAAACAGAGGCUACAAACUCUCCCAACGUCACGCCCGGAGAUUUCUCAGACGCCAGCACGUCGCCCGAUGCCGUGAAGAGGAGCCAUUGGUGCAACGUGGCCUACUGGGAGCACCGGACGCGCGUGGGCCGCCUGUACACAGUGUACGAACAGUCUGUCAGUAUCUUCUACGACCUACCUCAAGGAAACGGCUUCUGCCUCGGACAGCUCAACCUGGACAACAGGAGCGAGACUGUGAGAAGGACUCGAAGUAAAAUCGGCUACGGGAUUUUACUGAGCAAGGAACCGGACGGGGUGUGGGCCUACAACCGCAGCGAGCAUCCCAUCUUCGUCAACUCGCCCACGCUGGACAUCCCCAACUGCAGGACCCUGAUCGUGCGCAAGGUGAUGCCGGGCUACUCCAUCAAGGUGUUUGACUACGAGAAGUCGUGCCUGCUGCAGCACACGGCCGAGCUGGAUUACGCAGACGGGCCCUACGACCCCAACAGCGUCCGGAUCAGCUUCGCCAAGGGCUGGGGGCCGUGUUAUUCCAGACAGUUCAUCACGUCGUGUCCUUGCUGGCUGGAGAUCCUGCUCAGCAACAACCGGUGACGGGCAGGACAAAGGAAAAACGGCGACAAAAAAAAAAUUAAAAAUUUUAAAAAAAUAAAUAAACCACGCGCGCAAAAAAAUUUAAAAAAAAAAAAAAAAAAGACACAGACUAUCCCAAAUAUCAUCUACCUAGAUUUAAUAUAAAGUUUUAUAUAUUAUAUGAAAAUAUAUAUUAUACUUGUAAUUAUGGAGUCAUUUUUACAAUGUAAUUAUUUAUGUAUGGUGCAAUGUGUAUAUGGACAAAAAACAGAAAAUGCACUUUGGCUUAUAUAAUUCUUUCAAUACAGAUUUUUAAAAAAAAAAGAAAAAAAAAAACAAAAAUUAUACAGCAAAAAUAGGAGAAAGCCCUAAUUUUGAUGUAUGGUUUUUUGAAAUAUUAUUAAUACCCAGACAAAAAGCUAAUACCAGUCACUCAUUGAUAAUAAAGUAUUCGCAUUA
Molecule: messenger RNA, 1884 nt
Organism: Catharus ustulatus (Swainson's thrush)
Lineage: Eukaryota; Metazoa; Chordata; Aves; Passeriformes; Turdidae
Gene: SMAD6
Product: SMAD family member 6
Exons: 5
Coding region: 142-1446 (434 amino acids)
Biological process (GO): cell differentiation; BMP signaling pathway; transforming growth factor beta receptor signaling pathway
Cellular component (GO): heteromeric SMAD protein complex
Molecular function (GO): transcription regulator inhibitor activity; I-SMAD binding
Source: RefSeq, a predicted model, not a curated record